AUGCGCUAUUCCUGGCCGGUUGGUUUGCUUUGCACUCUACUUAUCCCCUUCUCGAGUAUAGUAGUAGCUCAAAAGGCUGAAAAGGCAGUGGGACGAAAGACUUGCACCGUCAGAGCCAGCGGGACUAAUGCCACCGACGACACGCCGGCCAUCUUGGAAGCAUUUGUUAAUUGCGGUCGACGCGGCAAAAUUGUGUUUGAGCCCACAACAUACUAUGUCAACUCAGCUUUAAAUGUUACUUGGCUGGACGACGUUGAAAUUGACCUCCAAGGAACUCUUCUGUGGAGCACCAAUAUUUCAUACUGGCUCGCAAACUCAUUGGAUGUCGGAUACCAAAAUCAGUCUACUGCUUUCAUCCUCGGCGGCGAAAAUGUCCGCAUUAAUGGCCAUGGAAAGGGCACUUUCGAUGGCAAUGGCGACUAUUGGUAUGAGUGGAUUAGGCAACAGCCGAACACGUCCAACUACCCUGGUCGCCCACAUGCAAUCACAUUUAACGGGUUGAAAAACUCCGCUGUCAAGGGUGUGAAUUUCCUAAGAAGUCAGAUGUGGUAG
This is a messenger RNA of Colletotrichum spaethianum, 552 nucleotides long. RefSeq names its product alpha-L-rhamnosidase rgxB. The transcript is spliced from 2 exons. Gene Ontology annotation, biological process: carbohydrate metabolic process. The coding region runs from base 1 to 552 and encodes 183 amino acids. The record is from RefSeq and is a predicted model, not a curated record. Gene Ontology annotation, molecular function: polygalacturonase activity. Lineage: Eukaryota; Fungi; Ascomycota; Sordariomycetes; Glomerellales; Glomerellaceae.